GAAAAAGUGAUCCCAAACGGCAGAUUCCAUGUUGAUGCCUAGAAGCCAGGGUCACGGGGAGACCUAGAUGCUUCAGGUUUUCCAUGUCCUUCCUCCUAGAAUCUCCUUCUACAGCAUUUUUGGAGAGCACUGCACAGUCAUGCAGAGCUGCUACACCGGGAACCCAGGAAAAUACUAGAAGCAGAAUCCCAAGGACAUCCCCAAAUGCUACACAGUUACUGUUUCCAGCGCCUGGCUUGAUUUUUGAGAAUUGCAUUCAAGGGAAGAAUUUAGAAAGCACAGUGUGAAAACCUUGCUUUUACCGCCCGGAGCUUUCUGUGCUUCCCUGGGAGUAUUCCUGGAGGAGUGGGAGCGCAGUGUGGAAGCCUCAGAACACUGGCAUUACUGCAGUGCACCAUGCCUUCCUUCAUCUGUCUCUAUCUGUGCUCAAAGUCGCUCCUAGGAUUUGGAGAACAAUCAACCAUGACGACCGAAUCGGGAUCAGACUCAGAAUCCAAGCCAGACCAGGAGGCUGAGCCUCGGGAGGCAGCAGGGCCUCAGGGACACGCAGGGGCACAGCCCGGACCUGAGCCUCCCAGUGGAAGCAGCGAGGAGCCGCCAGCACUUGAGCAGUUUCCUGCAGCUGCUGCACACAGCACCCCUGUGAAGAGGGAGGUCAGCGACAAGGACCCGGACUUCGCUGCCGCAGCUGCAAAACAACUUGAGUAUCAGCAGUUUGAAGACGAUAAACUCUCUCAGAAAUCAUCCAGCAGCAAACUCUCACGGUCCCCAUUGAAGAUCGUGAAAAGGCCUAAAAGCAUGCAGUGCAAAGUGACACUUCUGGAUGGAUCAGAAUACAGCUGCGACGUGGAUAAGCGCUCCCGAGGACAAGUGCUGUUUGACAAAGUGUGUGAGCAUCUGAACCUGCUCGAAAAAGAUUACUUUGGUCUGACGUACCGAGACGCCGAGAAUCAGAAGAAUUGGUUGGACCCUGCUAAGGAAAUUAAAAAACAGAUUCGAAGUGGUGCUUGGCAUUUUUCAUUUAAUGUGAAGUUUUACCCACCAGACCCUGCCCAGCUAUCAGAAGACAUCACCAGGUACUACCUCUGCUUACAGCUGCGAGAUGACAUUGUCUCCGGAAGGCUGCCCUGUUCCUUCGUGACUCUUGCCCUGCUGGGCUCCUACACGGUGCAGUCAGAACUCGGGGACUACGAUCCCGACGAGUGUGGGAAUGACUACAUCAGUGAGUUCCGCUUUGCACCAAACCACACGAAAGAACUGGAGGAUAAAGUGGUCGAGCUGCACAAGAGCCACAGAGGAAUGACGCCAGCGGAAGCAGAGAUGCAUUUCUUGGAAAAUGCCAAAAAACUCUCCAUGUACGGGGUAGAUUUACAUCAUGCCAAGGACUCAGAAGGAGUAGAAAUUAUGUUAGGCGUCUGUGCAAGUGGUCUGUUGAUAUACCGUGACCGGCUUCGAAUAAACAGAUUUGCUUGGCCCAAGGUCCUAAAAAUUUCAUAUAAGCGGAACAACUUUUACAUUAAAAUCCGGCCAGGAGAGUUCGAACAGUUUGAAAGCACCAUUGGGUUCAAAUUGCCGAACCACCGAGCUGCCAAGCGCCUCUGGAAAGUGUGUGUGGAGCACCAUACAUUUUUCAGACUAUUGCUACCAGAAGCACCUCCAAAGAAAUUCCUGACCUUGGGCUCCAAGUUCCGUUACAGCGGCAGAACUCAGGCACAAACGAGAAGAGCCAGUGCGUUGAUAGACCGCCCGGCGCCUUACUUCGAACGCUCAUCCAGCAAACGUUACACCAUGUCUCGCAGCUUGGACGGAGCAUCAGUGAAUGAAAACCAUGAAAUAUACAUGAAGGAUUCUAUGUCCGCUGCAGAGGUUGGCACAGGCCAGUACGCCACAACAAAGGGCAUCUCUCAGACCAACUUGAUCACCACUGUGACUCCAGAGAAAAAGGCUGAAGAGGAGCAUGGUGAGGAGGAGGACAGGAGGAGGAAGGCCGAGGAAGCCACCCCCGUCACAGCCCUCCGGCAUGAGGGAAAGACUGACAGUGAACGGACAGACACGGCUGCUGAUGGGGAGACCAGCGCCACCGAGGAGCUAGAGAAGACUCAAGAUGAACUGAUGAAACACCAAACCAACAUUAGCGAGCUAAAGAGAACCUUCUUAGAAACCUCUACAGAAACUGCCUUAACAAACGAGUGGGAAAAGAGGCUUUCCACGUCCCCUGUGCGACUGGCUGCCAGGCAGGAGGAUGCUCCCAUGAUUGAGCCACUUGUACCUGAGGAGACCAAAGAAGAGAGAGAGAUUUCUGAGAAAGUUGUGUUUUUACAGCAAGGAAGUCCACCAUUCCUUGAGUCUCAGCCAAGUGUGAUUAAGAAAAUGCGGGAAGGCGUCUCUGCUGAUUCUGUGGCCACUUCUCAUCAAAUAAUUUUUCAGAAAACUGUCCCGUCGACCCUAGAGGCCACAGAGGAUUGGGUUAUUGUAGACAAAAUACCCACUGAGGUAGUUGAUGGUGAUUCAAAAAAGAUUGUGACUUACAAGGUGGUUACCGUGAGCAGUAAAACUGGUGAGAUCCCAGCCGACUUGCUGAAAUCUAGCAUGAUUGACAUGCAUGGCUUCGAUGACUUGGCCAGAGAAAUGCAGCUUCAAGAAGAGAACAAGCAGAAGAUGUACACGCUAGGGAAAUCCUACGACACCGUCUCUGGAAGAAUUGUUUCCAUGACUGGGAAAGCGAAAGAGGGCGAGAGAGCCGCCCAGCCCUCCUCACUGGAAGCCCUGCAGAAGAUGGAGAGAGGCGCCACCGCAGCCGCCGAAGCCCUGAAGGUCGGUCCCCUGCUGGUGGAAUACGAGGUCCUGGAAUCCCUGGCUGAUGAGAAAUCCAGAAGAGGACCCGAGGUCCAGACCCCGAAGCGGAGGUUGUCAGAAUCCCUGGCGCCCAUCAAGGAAGCUGAAUCUCGGCGGCAAAGCCCUGAGGAAGAUGAUGCCCAGAAGGCUCCAAAGCUGGGAGAGGAUGUGCCUGCCCACCCCCGGUUCAGCAAACCGCAGCAGGUGCCCGAAUGUGAGGUGUUGAAGGUGGGGCCCUUUGGCCCACGCAGGAAGAGCCUGUCUGAGUGGCGCUACUCCCAGGAGCCGGCCUUUACUGUGGCCACUGCUCACUACGUCACUGAGUCGUCCGCAUCCCAAGUGGUGACUAAACAGUCUUCUGGGGAGAAGCUCAUGGACGGCUCGGAGAUCCUCAGUCUGUUAGAGUCUGCACGAAAACCCACCGAGUUCAUAGGAGGGGUUUCAUCUACUACCCAGAGCUGGGUGCAGAAACUGGAAACGAAGAUGGAGUCCAUCGAAACCGAGGUGGAAUCGACCCUCCCCUCGCAGCCCCUCGGCACUGAGAAGGUGCUGCAGGAGACGGUGUUGGUGGAGGAGAGGCGCGUCAUGAGCGUGUGUGGGAGCGGGGACGCUUCUCACACGGAGGGGGAUGGUGUGGAUGCAGCGGAGUCCACACCUGCAGAUCCUCACAGCGUGAAAGGGAAGGAGGCCUCUUCUGUGACCGAAGCAGCGAAGGAAGAAAGAGGAGAGCAGGCGGACAAGUCUGUCCCCAAGCAGGAACAGCCAGCCCCUGUCUCCCAGGAGGAAGAGCAGGUAGUGGCCAUGCACCCUUCUGAGGCUUUGGAACAGAAAUCUCAUUUUGAGUCCUCCACGGUGAAGAUGGAAAGCACGAGUGUGGGCGGUGUUUCUCCAGGAGGAGUAAAGCUGGAAAUCUCUACUAAGGAAGUGCCAGUAGUACACACAGAAACAAAAACCAUCACAUACGAGUCAUCACAGGUUGAUCCUGGGGCAGAUCUGGAGCCAGGCGUGCUAAUGAGUGCACAGACGAUCACAUCUGAAACCACAAGUACCACCACCACCACACACAUCACCAAAACUGUGAAAGGAGGCAUUUCGGAGACAAGAAUUGAGAAGCGAAUAGUCAUCACAGGAGAUGCUGACAUUGACCAUGACCAGGCGCUGGCUCAGGCAAUUAAAGAGGCCAAAGAGCAGCACCCCGACAUGUCAGUGACCAAAGUAGUGGUCCAUAAAGAGACAGAAAUCACACCAGAAGAUGGAGAGGAUUGACCAGAGGAAUAACUUAGCUUGCACAUGAACCCAGUCAUAUAAACCGUUAGGAAAACCGGAGCCUAUGUGGAGUUCCCUCUUCUAACCCAACUGACUUGCAUCUGUCCGUGGAAAAUUCCAGGAGAACUGACCUUGACCAUUAAUGAAAGACACUGGCAGAGAGAUCUUCCCAUCAUAAAGCAAUCCGAGUCAGCAUCACUAAACUGAUGAUACUGCAUGAAGCGAUGAUAAAAAUCACAAAAGAACCACACUUUUAAUUUUCACCAAAAUAUCUGUUUUCAACUCUACCUGCACGUUCAUAACCAACAGUGUAAACCGUGAUCUCAUGUAACACAUCAACAACUCAUGCCUUUCAUAGUUUAUUAUUAAAGUCUCAACAAAAUCGCAGUUUCAUAGGUGACAAAUUCUCUGUUUACAAAUAAUGACCCUAAAACGCUAUCAGCCGUCUAGGUCCGGUGUGUCAGAUUUACCCCAGAUUAGAUGUGCCAAUAACCAAUUUUAUUCAGUGAACAACUUGAAUCUUGUCCUUGUCUAAUCUGGCUUUAUUAUUCUCACCCAUAAGCAGUAAUGACUCUCUGACCCUCUAGAAAUAUUUAAUGCUUACAAUCUUGCUUUGUGUCUCUAAUUUGUUAUAAGGUAGAACUGAUUUUAGCACAUUGAUGUAAUUUCUUCCUAGUCAUUCGCUCUGGUCUGCGUUCAAUCCAGAAAGAUUCCCAGAAUUACCUAAGCAAACCCUCAAUAUGUAAAUUAUGAUUGUUUGGGGAAGAAAACCUGUAUUUUUGUUAGUUUACAAUAUUAUAAGAAUUCACUCCAGGAAUACUUGUCGGGCUACUUUUGCUUUUUUGUUUUUUCUUUUCCUUGUAUUUUGUUCAUGGAUUAUUUUUUUUUUCUUCUUUUACUUGAACGAAAAGGUGUUUUAUUUACCAAUCUGGUCCAUAUUUACAAUCUAGUUCAGAGCCAAGCCUUAAAUUGUACAGAAUUUCCACUGUAAUUAAACUGUUUAGUGUGUAGUUAUAAAGAGCCUCCAGAAAGAUAUAUUCUCCAUUACACUGUCAACUGCAUCACAGCCCGUCGUGAAUGAUGUCACCGCCUCGCGAAAUAAAAAUGGCAAAUGCAUUGAAAGCUCUAA
Molecule: messenger RNA, 5230 nt
Organism: Peromyscus leucopus (white-footed mouse)
Lineage: Eukaryota; Metazoa; Chordata; Mammalia; Rodentia; Cricetidae
Gene: Epb41l3
Product: erythrocyte membrane protein band 4.1 like 3
Biological process (GO): cortical actin cytoskeleton organization
Cellular component (GO): cytoskeleton; plasma membrane
Molecular function (GO): actin binding; structural molecule activity
Source: RefSeq, a predicted model, not a curated record